This is a messenger RNA of Fusarium redolens, 762 nucleotides long. RefSeq lists its product as uncharacterized. The transcript has 2 exons. The record is from RefSeq and is a predicted model, not a curated record. The coding region runs from base 216 to 677 and encodes 153 amino acids. NCBI's taxonomy places the organism in Eukaryota, Fungi, Ascomycota, Sordariomycetes, Hypocreales, Nectriaceae.
UUUGCCGUGUCCGCAAACAUGUACUGAUUGAUUACUGCUCUGGAUAACAGCCGACGCAGCCCGAUUCUUCGAGAUUUCCACGAUUCUGCUCCACAAGUAACGGCCCCUGCUCCUCAACUUGAUCUGCUGCUAAACGCUGCGCCAACGAUUUUCCCAGAGCGAGUUGGGUAUUCGGGACAGGAGAAUGUGAAUGCCUUUGUCAAUCUGCGUCAGCCAUGGAUGGCUCCGGCCGUGAAGUGCUUGUUGAGCUCGAUAACAGAGAUCUUACCACCGUGCGAAGCGAUCCUGCCUAUGAAAGGUUGAUUGAACAGCUUCCUACGCACCACAUUUGCCAGCAACUGAUCAGAAAUUAUUUUGAUGAGGCCAAUUGGAAAUUUUACGCUCUAGAGCAAUAUUACUUCGAAAAGCUCUAUUCCUUGUGGCUCCACGCGACAGUAGCACCAGCUUACACUAAGUCUAGCCAACGAGUCCCCAUCGAUCUCAUCUAUUUCCCGGCUCUGUUCUUUCAGGUAUUGGCCGUGUCCCUUCAAUUCUUGCCCCCAACUGCCAAGGUGAGAGGAGGGCUGAACAUUUGUGAGCAAUCUGAUUGUGACAAACUAUCGCUCAGUUUCAGCAAUAUAGGCAAGGAGAUCGUGGCCUUGCUCCCCUUGAUUUCCCUCGCGACUGCGUUUUGUUGAAGAAAUGGCCAAUUCCCUGCUAGGUGACCCGACGCGUCACCUUUCGGCAAGCGCUAGGCUUAUAACUUCAUUAAAUGAUAACCAG